GGUACUUAAAGWCCACCUGAAUCCUGCGACUUGCUUUCACGGAUCCUUAACAUACUUAACUAAAUAUAGACUUCAAACUGAACUAUAGGACACAAGAGAGACCUGACCAAGUGAUCAUUUACUCCGAACCAAUUAGUCAGCACUCUUCAAGCAAAAUGGUAGAAUUAGUGCUAAGCACUAGAAAAUACAUUUUACUAUUCUGUCAAACUUUAAAAAUCAAUUAAUAGCUGUGAAUGAGUGCACUCUAAAACUACUUGUGCGGUAUCGAGGGACGACUUAAAUAUCUAAGUGCCCAACAUUCUGUAGAAUUGCUGAAUUGUGAACUAGACAUUCGACGGAACACAUUCAAGUGAGAGUUCAAUAUGCAGCGUUUUUCAAUGGGUGUUAAUUUUCCACAAAUCGUAGUUCCUGAAGAUGUAGGAAGAAAGACAAGUGACAUCGAAGAUGGUUGGCAGUGUCAAGGACAGUCGCUGAAGCUGUGUCACCGUACUGGAGUCGGCAACACACAACAGGUUAGAAAACCGUCAACUUCUUAUGCAUCUUUGCUUGCACCCUCUCCUCGGCGAAGAAGACGAUCGUCAACAAACAGCAGCACAGGAAUACAAAAUUCGUACUCUCCAUCAGGACAUAUUAAUAACUCUACCGACUCAGACAGAAAAAUACAAUCGCGAAGUUCCGAUGAGAUUCCGAGAACGAACGACGGAAAAACGACAGAUGGCGACAAGCUACCGAAAAUUUUAACAGAAGCAGAAGAGACGAAAAACUUGACAAGAACUCGAAAAAACAAAAAGAAAAGGAAAAAAUCUCAACUACKUAACAACGCAGCAAACAAUAAACGGAAUCAAGCUUCAACUGUUGAACUUAAAAAAGAAAAUGACGACGAGCUUAAAUACGGRCUGGAUUUAACAAGGAAUUGUAUACCAGGUCUGGAUAUAACAAGACCCUACACAUAUUCCUACUUUCCCAAGAUCAAGGAAAAUAAAAAACACAGUCAAACAAGUGGCAAAAAAAGCACUUCAUCGAGGUUAAUAGUAAUGCGAAAAUUUUUAGUAAGUUGAUUUAUGGCGCUGCCGAGAAA
Messenger RNA from Actinia tenebrosa (Australian red waratah sea anemone), 1078 nucleotides. RefSeq lists its product as uncharacterized. The record is from RefSeq and is a predicted model, not a curated record. NCBI's taxonomy places the organism in Eukaryota, Metazoa, Cnidaria, Anthozoa, Actiniaria, Actiniidae.